CGAGAUUACCGUGUUCUCGCGAUACUUGAAGUAGCAGCAAGAGCAGGGGGACCUGCUGGGAAGCAGCUGAGCUGAGGACCUCGGGACUUCACAUGUCAACAAAAGAUAAAAAGAAAUAACACAACACAGGCAUGUGAAGGUCUCCCAACCUGGAGCUUUACCUCUUCCCCUCAGCAUCUUCAUCUGUUUCCAUGACAACCCCUCCACUAGCGCCACCUUUCGGGGGUCAACAGGCCCAGGCAGGCCGAGAUGUCAACACCGCCUCACUUUGUCGGAUCGGACAGGAAACCGUCCAAGACAUAGUCCUGAGGACCAUGGAGAUAUUUCAGCUGCUGAGAAAUAUGCAGUUGCCCAACGGGGUCACUUACCACCCGAACACCCACCAGGACCGGCUGGGAAAACUGCAGGAGCAUUUACGGAUGCUCUCUGUGCUCUUUCGCAAACUACGCCUUGUUUACGACAAAUGUAACGAGAACUGUGCCGGGCUGGAGCUCGUACCGCCAGAGCAACUGAUACCUUUCGUGGAAGAUGAAGGAUCCAAACGCGAGAGCCGCUCAGGAGGGCAGAGCCGGCCGGCCAGCGAGGAGAGGAGGGAAAUCGUGGAAGUCAACAAGAAACUGAAGCAGAAGAACCAGCAGCUGAAGCAGAUCAUGGAUCAACUCCGCAACCUCAUCUGGGAGAUCAACUCCAUGCUGGCGGUCCGGAGCUGAGCCCGCCCUCAAGCCCCGCCCAUCCCUCCCAGUCACACACACAAGCGCCGCAGGUUUCAGACGAGACGAAGCGCGUCUGUAACCCGGACGCCACACGAGGACGCCGGCGGGGCUGCAGAGUUUAUGUUUCCGAAUGAAGGCAGAAGGAGCUGGACACCCCGACAAGGCGAGGAGGACACCGCUGCCUCCAUGCUCUACAUUUCAGUCAGCGUCAAAAACUCCUAGUUAUUCUGAAGAUUAAUAAACAUAUAUAUAUAUAUAUAUAUAGAAACGCUUAAUGCAGCUCCAGGUACGAGCUUGACGUAGAGAAACAUUGACUUAUUUUAUUUAAUCAUUCAGUUCUGCAUAUUUUAUAGCGUUAGACACGUAAAGUGUAAAAUGUGGACACAUCUGCCAUUCUCUGCUCUGAUUGGCUAAAAUAUGGCGCUUUUAGCCAAUCCCGCUGAAGCCUAUAUUUUCUGAUAAUUAAAAAACAGAACAAA
Messenger RNA from Oryzias latipes (Japanese medaka), 1192 nucleotides. RefSeq names its product mediator complex subunit 30 (gene med30). The record is from RefSeq and is a predicted model, not a curated record. NCBI's taxonomy places the organism in Eukaryota, Metazoa, Chordata, Actinopteri, Beloniformes, Adrianichthyidae. Gene Ontology annotation, biological process: positive regulation of DNA-templated transcription. Gene Ontology annotation, cellular component: mediator complex. Gene Ontology annotation, molecular function: transcription coregulator activity.